Messenger RNA from Daphnia pulicaria, 1085 nucleotides. It is a transcript of the gene bic, whose product is annotated as transcription factor BTF3 homolog 4-like. NCBI's taxonomy places the organism in Eukaryota, Metazoa, Arthropoda, Branchiopoda, Diplostraca, Daphniidae. Gene Ontology annotation, cellular component: cytosol; nascent polypeptide-associated complex. The transcript is spliced from 3 exons. The coding region runs from base 127 to 705 and encodes 192 amino acids. The record is from RefSeq and is a predicted model, not a curated record.
CCUCCUCGCCGCGAUCUCGUGUGCUUCACGUGCCUCAAACAUAUUACAGGUUCGUUUUAACAGUUUCCCGCAGUUCUCGUCCUUAAAUUUACUUGUUAUAUAUCUGUAACUUGUGAAAAAGUGAAAAUGAAUGCAGAGAAGUUGGCAAAAUUGCAAUCUCAAGUGAGGAUCGGGGGCCCUGGUACUGCUCGCAGGAAGAAGAAAGUUGUCCACCGUACUGCUACCACUGAUGACAAGAAGCUUCAAAGUUCCUUGAAAAAACUGACAGUCAACAACAUCCCUGGGAUUGAGGAAGUCAACAUGUUCAAGGAUGAUGGUACAAUCAUCCACUUCAACAACCCUAAAGUACAGGCUUCUCUAGCGGCAAACACUUUUGCCAUCACCGGUCAUGCUGAACACAAACCCAUCACUGAUAUGUUGCCAGCUAUCCUCAACCAAUUGCCAACUGAAAGUUUGGCACACUUGAAAGAAAGGAUAGUAGGUGCCUCUGCCGGUGGACAGGGUGGAGCAUCAUCGGCUACGCUACCGACAACCGAAGAAGAUGAUGAGGUUCCCGAUCUAGUUGACAACUUUGACGAACCAAGCAAGAAGGAGGCGCCCACUGUUGAGACCAAGUCGACAGCCGAAGUCAAGGUAGCUGAAACCCCUGCUGCUACAGCUGCCGAACCAGUCAAAGCUGCGGAGACUCCCAAAGCAGAAGAAUAAACAUGAAGACGGAAUACCGGCAACAACGUGAAGGAUGCAGUCGGAACAAGCAGGCGCCGGCAAAAGGAAAAUCAACCUUGACUGUUUUCUAUUUUGUCUUUCCUUCUCCCUUCACUUUUCUAGUUUUUUUUUUUCCUUUUUCUUUAAUUCCUUUUCUAUUACAAAAGGAUGUAAUCCUAUGGUCCCACUUUAGGCCAUUACUAAUCAUGGGAAAGCAACAACUGUACUCGUAUUACACACUGAACGAAAAAGAAAAACAGGGAUGAUUUCUUAUUGUUAUUGGCUGUUUGUGAAAGUCCUCAGAUCAAACAGAGAAUGAGCUUCUGGCUGCAAUGUUUCCCCGUCAUAAAAAUCUUAAUACACCAUCAAUUGAUUAGUAA